UCGCAGCCGGUAAAGCGCAUGAAAGGAUCUUCAGGAACUUUUUUCCUUUCUCUCAAAAUUAUUCUCGCUUUCUCCUUCGCUCUCUCUCUCUAACCUGAGCGAUUUUUCGAUUUGGUUCUUUUGGUUUAUGAUUCUGGAGGUUUUGUUGUUGCGGCGGUGAUCUUGAAAAUGGGAGAUGGGACUGAUGUUGUGGUUAGGUCAGAAGGGGAAGAGAAGAAGAAGCUUGCCGAUGAUAGAAUUAGCGAUGAGCAAGUAGAGAAGAAGAAUGAGUUUGUGCGAUCUGAUAAGGCUAAAGAUAACGAAGAUGAGAUCUUUGAGGAAGCAAUUGGUUCAGAGAAUGAUGAUGAAAAGGAGGAAGGUUCAAAACGUGAACUGUCAGGACCGGAUGGGUUGCAAGAGGGUUCAAUUGUAGAGGCAGCUCCAGAAAGUUCCAAGGACGAGAUUGAAGUGGAGGAUUUUGAAGAGGCAACGGGUGAUCUUGAUGAAACAAGUAGCAAUGAAGGGGGAGUAAAAGAUUCCAAAGUUGAUUAUCCGGUUAACGUUCAACGAGAGGCUGAACCUGAUUUUGUGACUCCUAAAAUGAAUGGUGAUGAGGAGGAAGCAGGUGCAGAAAAUUCCAAUGUUGUUGAGAACUCUGAGAAGGCGGCUGAUUCCAAUGGUUCGAAUUUAGUGGCUGAAGAUGUGAAUAUGGAAAACGGAAAUACACAUUCUUUAUCUGAAAAUGGAAUCGUCUCUCAUGAGAAUGAAGAACUGGUGGCUGAUGGUAUCUCAAAAAGUGUUGCGCCUGAGGAAAUGUGGAAUGAUGGCAUUGAAGUCGAAAAUUGGGAGGAAAGAGCUGAUGCUUCACCUGGCAUACGAACAGAACCACAAGUUGAGGGAAGUGGAGUAACACACGAGAAUCGCCCUGAGGCAAACGGAAAUGGUGAGACUAGUGCCGAUUACACAAGUAAUACUGUUGAAAAUGCCUCUGGUGAAAAAUCCUUGAAUGGUGGUAUUGGAGUUGCAAGUGCUGUGACCUCAUCUCCAUCUGAGAAAUCUAGUUCUGAUGAAAAGCCAGAGAUUGAAAGUGACAGUAGUUGUUUGAAACCAGAGCAUCACGUAGCUUCUUCACUGAACUCAAAUUUGGAGUCGUCUACUGAAGUUCGCAGCAAUAGUGGCUUCCCGGGAGUUACUAGUAAAGAACACGAGACAGUUCAAACUGCUAACGGAGGACAUGGUGUUCAACAAAGUCCUCAACCUAACAAGGAACUUGAAAAUCAGCAAAGCAGCAGAGUAAAUAUAGAUCCAGAGAUUAAGGAAACAUCACAUGUGGAAAGAGAGUCUGAAGUAGUAAAUUCUGUUUCACCGACGGAAUCUAGAAGUAAUCCUGCAGCAUUGCCACCUGCUCGACCAGCAGGUCUUGGUCGUGCUGCUCCUCUUUUGCAACCUGCACCACGUGCUCCUCAACAGUCUCGAGUCAAUGGAAAUGUGUCUCACAGUCAGCCUCAGCAAGCUGAGGACUCUACCACUGCAGAGACCGAUGAGCAUGAUGAGACCCGUGAGAAGCUCCAGUUGAUCAGGGUCAAAUUUUUGAGGCUUGCACAUAGACUAGGGCAAACUCCACAUAAUGUUGUAGUUGCUCAGGUUUUAUAUAGGCUUGGAUUGGCUGAACAGUUGAGAGGUAGAAAUGGAAGCCGUGUUGGUGCUUUUAGUUUUGAUCGUGCUAGUGCCAUGGCAGAACAGCUUGAGGCAGCUGGACAGGAUCCACUUGAUUUUUCUUGUACGAUUAUGGUGCUCGGUAAAAGUGGGGUUGGUAAAAGUGCAACGAUCAAUUCCAUAUUUGAUGAAGUGAAAUUUUGUACUGAUGCAUUCCAGAUGGGAACAAAGAGGGUUCAAGAUGUUGAGGGUUUUGUUCAGGGAAUUAAGGUACGGGUGAUUGACACUCCCGGUCUCUUACCGUCCUGGUCUGAUCAAUCCAAGAAUGAGAAGAUCCUGAACUCUGUUAAGGCGUUCAUCAAGAAAAAUCCACCGGACAUUGUACUAUAUCUUGAUAGGUUGGAUAUGCAAAGCAGAGAUUCUGGUGACAUGCCUCUCUUGCGCACCAUCAGUGACGUUUUUGGACCAUCGAUAUGGUUUAAUGCCAUUGUGGGUUUGACUCAUGCCGCUUCUGUUCCACCAGACGGCCCAAAUGGCACUGCUUCGAGCUAUGACAUGUUUGUAACACAACGUUCUCAUGUCAUCCAGCAGGCUAUUCGCCAAGCAGCUGAAGAUAUGAGGCUCAUGAACCCUAUUUCUUUAGUUGAGAAUCACUCUGCUUGCAGGACUAAUCGGGCAGGCCAGAGAGUAUUACCGAACGGCCAAGUAUGGAAGCCUCAUUUGCUGUUACUCUCAUUUGCAUCAAAGAUUCUAGCAGAAGCAAAUGCUCUUCUGAAAUUACAAGAUAAUAUUCCAGGGAGACCAUUUGCAGCUCGGACUAAGGCUCCGCCAUUACCGUUUCUCCUAUCUUCGCUUCUGCAAUCAAGACCACAGCCUAAGCUUCCUGAACAGCAGUAUGGUGAUGAAGAAGAUGAAGAUGAUUUGGAUGAAUCAUCAGAUUCUGACGAAGAAUCAGAGUAUGAUCAGCUUCCACCCUUUAAGCAUUUGACUAAAGAUCAAAUGGCGAAGCUUAGUAAAUCUCAGAAGAAGCAAUAUCUUGAUGAGAUGGAGUACCGUGAGAAACUAUUGAUGAAGAAGCAAAUGAAAGAGGAAAGAAAGAGACGUAAGAUGUUUAAGAAGUUUGCUGCCGAGAUCAAAGAUUUGCCGAACGAGCCUCCUAGUGACAAUGUGGAAGAGGAGAGUGGUGGACCUGCAUCAGUUCCAGUUCCCAUGCCAGAUUUAUCUCUACCUGCGUCUUUUGACUCUGACAACCCUACUCACCGCUACCGCUACCUUGAUUCAUCGAAUCAAUGGCUUGUUAGGCCGGUCUUGGAAACUCAUGGCUGGGAUCAUGACAUUGGUUAUGAAGGUGUGAAUGCGGAGACACUCUUUGUUGUUAAUAAACAAAUACCAGUAUCUUUGUCAGGCCAAGUGACAAAGGACAAGAAGGAUGCAAAUGUGCAGCUGGAAAUGGCCAGCUCGGUUAAACAUGGAGAAGGUAGAUCAACUUCACUAGGUUUUGACAUGCAAACCGUUGGAAAGGAAUUGGCUUACACUGUUCGAGGUGAAACGAGAUUCAACAAUUUCAGGAGAAACAAAGCUGCAGCGGGUCUGUCUCUAACGCUCUUGGGUGAUUCUGUAUCUGCUGGGUUAAAAGUCGAAGAUAAGUUGAUUGCUAAUAAAUGGUUCAGAAUGGUUAUGUCUGGUGGAGCAAUGACUUCUCGAGGAGAUGUUGCUUAUGGUGGCAGUUUAGAAGCUCAGCUGAGAGAUAAAGAUUAUCCACUUGGUCGGUUUUUGACCACUCUUGGACUUUCGGUUAUGGAUUGGCACGGUGAUCUUGCUAUAGGAGGGAAUAUACAGUCUCAGAUUCCCAUUGGUCGUUCCUCUAAUUUAGUCGCUCGUGCUAAUCUGAACAAUAGAGGCGCAGGGCAAGUAAGUGUCCGUGUAAACAGCUCAGACCAGCUCCAACUUGCAAUGGUUGCAAUUGUUCCUCUCUUCAAGAAGCUACUUAGUUAUUAUUCCCAGCAGACGCAAUAUGGACAAUGAUGAAAAACUCAUUUAGGCUGAUUUUCACUUCCAUUCCUUUGUUGCAAUGGAGUAUUAGGAAAUGAUAGUCACAAGAACAUCCUAGGAUCACUUGAAAAGGAGAGCUAUGUCUGCUCUUGGAUUGAAAAAGAAAAAGACCAAAUUGUUGGAGGAAAAGCAUGUGUCACGAAAUAGCAGAAGAACAUAACACGCUCCUUGUCUGAUAUAUAAGUUCAGUGGUUAUUUUCUUCUAUUUCUAAAAACCUUUGUGAUCUCUGUUAUGAAAUAAAGAUUUUCUAGUUUUGUUCA
Eutrema salsugineum is the source of this 3948-nucleotide messenger RNA. Its product is annotated as translocase of chloroplast 132, chloroplastic. Gene Ontology annotation, cellular component: chloroplast outer membrane. Lineage: Eukaryota; Viridiplantae; Streptophyta; Magnoliopsida; Brassicales; Brassicaceae. The record is from RefSeq and is a predicted model, not a curated record. Bases 169 to 3660 code for a protein of 1163 amino acids. Gene Ontology annotation, molecular function: GTPase activity; GTP binding. Gene Ontology annotation, biological process: protein targeting to chloroplast. The transcript is spliced from 3 exons.